AUGUCGACGACAAAAUUUCCAGUGAACAACAUAUUACCAGCGAAUCCCCUCCCGAGAGGCCCAAAACGAGCAAGGACAGAACCUGAUGAGUCUGACGAAGGAUCGUAUGGAAGGCACAGACAUCGUGUUACAAGGGCCUGCAAUGAGUGCCGCAGGCGCAAAGACCGCUGUGGCGGUCAAAGGCCGUCCUGUAUGUCUUGUACCGAAAACGAUCGUGUUUGCAGCUAUGGUCCAGCAAAGAAACGUGGUCUCCGUCCUGGUUACGUGAGAGCUAUCGAAGCCUUGCUGGGGCUAAUGAUCACCACUAUCGAAGGGAGUGAAGCUUGGAUAUGCGGGCUACUACAGGGGAAUACAGAACAAGCUUUACUCCGGCCGGCUUCAUUCGAACUACAGGAGUCUGAUAUGUCUGUUGAUUUCUUACUUGAAACAUGGCGUAAAUGCAAUUUGGCCAAAAAAGCAGGAGAGCUCCUUGCACCAGAGAGUCUUGAGAUGGAUGAAGAUGGUACCGACUCAACUCGGUAUUUCGAUACGAAAGUAGUCGAAGCUCUUGCGAUAUCCCAAUCGUCAAGGGAGGGCGAUACGACCGCCCUCUUGACACCGAUGAACACAGACACAACACCACAUGAAGUUACAAUCAUUGACUCGCCUCCUACGUUCUUAGUCCAUACAUCCAACCAAUCCGCAGACGCAGUAUCACUUGUAUCGACAGUUCCCCAGCAAAAAUACCCUACAUCAAACGGUAAACGAUCAUCUGUCACACUUAUACCUCAACUCCCUACGAAUUGGCCACACCUUAUGGAUGUCUACUUCGAAACUACGCAUAGUUGGUUGCCCAUUUCGCAGAAGCACGAGCUUCUACGCACAGCUUACACGGUAGCAAAUAACCCAUCGACAUCCGCCAAUGCACCUUCUUCCGGUGAAUUAGCAUUCUUACAUGCUGUACUCAUGUAUGCGUCUCAUAAAGCCAGUACAAUACAAACCUUACCAAAGCCAUCACUCGACGAUAGUUAUGGUGAUGGAUCGCCGCAAGCUUUAACCCAGUCUUCCUUGUUUUCAAAUCCCGUCAGUUACGACCUGGGCCAUAUCAGAGCGUUCCUAGUACUAUCGCUGCUUGACAUGGAUCAGGACCGCUGGAGUAAGGCCUGGAUCUCAAUCGGUCGCGCAGUGUACACAGCAAUAUCACUCGGACUUAUAUCACGGGACUCGACAGAAAUACAGUCGGUAUUCAAUGAAGACGUUAAGAGAACUCUCUUGGGAUGUGUGAUACUGGAAACCAUAAUUGCUUCACGACUCGGCACAGCAACAUGUUUACAAUCUUCGGAUGUAUCACCAAAAAGCCUUCUCGUGACUGAUGGAAUAGAAGAGUGGGAGCCAUGGCAGCCUAGGAUCUUGGUAGACUCGAGAGCUGUUACAAAUCGACAGGUCUCAAAUCCUCAUAUGCCUGGACAUGUGAUAAGCACUUUCAACAGAUUCGUCCAGGUCAUAGCUCAUCUGAAUGGUUUGGUCAAUAAGCAAAAGCAGCCCACACCAGAUAGCUCUCUACACGAAAUAAUGCUUGCAUGUCAGGAAAAUCUCCUCGAGGAGCCUUCAACCGCCGUUAAUAUACCUCCUCAAAAACUCAGCCUUUGGAUGGCGUCGGUUGCAACACUCGAAGUUGCAGCAGCAAAACGUCUAGCUUCACACGGCACGCACUCACGACGUCCAGAUGGUUACUGGCAGAGCAUUUCAUCUUUGGUACAGCUGAUAGAGACCCGAGCUCAUUUUUUGGGGCGUUGCUCUGUGUCUCCGGUUAUCCAAAGUUGUUUGGAACUUUUAAAGAAGGCCAUCGCCAGUCACCAGCUACAGUAUGGCGACACUGCCGCCCAAGAUGAGUUUGACCUCCUUCAUCGGACCAUCGCUGCAUCCAUAGGCUCAUUACAACCCGCCUCGAACGGAGAAUCAGGCUUGGAUGAUAUCUCAAUUACUCCAACGACUAAUAUUUCGAACCCUCCUGCAUUUAUAGAUGAGCCCCCACCACUGCAAGCAGAUACAAUGCCCGAUAUAUCGGCUUCAACUUUUACCUUGGAAACGCAAUUAGACUUGAUGCAUUCUUCAAUAAGACAUCAUGAUAUACCUACAUCUGUCUUGCCGCAAUCGCUAGGCGCAGAAGACAAUGCGAACUUUGAAACAACAAGAUCUUCUUUGGAGGAAGACCUAGAAGACGACGGUCUUUUUGACAGCCUUGCGACACUGGACUCAACCGACUGGCUGGCGAAUCCACCUGAAUUUAUGCAACACCUCGGUCUGCUUGAUAACCCUUCGAAAACUAUGGAGAAUAUUUUUGAUAUGGAGUUCUAA
Fusarium graminearum PH-1 is the source of this 2337-nucleotide messenger RNA. RefSeq lists its product as uncharacterized. The coding region runs from base 1 to 2337 and encodes 778 amino acids. Gene Ontology annotation, molecular function: DNA binding; zinc ion binding; DNA-binding transcription factor activity, RNA polymerase II-specific. The record is from RefSeq and is a predicted model, not a curated record. The transcript has 2 exons. Gene Ontology annotation, biological process: DNA-templated transcription; positive regulation of transcription by RNA polymerase II. NCBI's taxonomy places the organism in Eukaryota, Fungi, Ascomycota, Sordariomycetes, Hypocreales, Nectriaceae.